Messenger RNA from Tetrahymena thermophila SB210, 1191 nucleotides. RefSeq names its product acyl-CoA dehydrogenase. Gene Ontology annotation, cellular component: peroxisome. The transcript is spliced from 4 exons. Lineage: Eukaryota; Ciliophora; Oligohymenophorea; Hymenostomatida; Tetrahymenidae. Gene Ontology annotation, biological process: fatty acid beta-oxidation. The record is from RefSeq and is a predicted model, not a curated record. Gene Ontology annotation, molecular function: flavin adenine dinucleotide binding; acyl-CoA dehydrogenase activity.
AUGGAAAGAGUAUAAUCAAUAAGUCAGCAGCUUUACACUACUGAUUCAUUAGAUAUUUUAGAAUAUAAUUUUCUAUAUGAUGAAGAAGAAAAUAUUAUUAGAAAAAAAUUUAGGGAGGUUAUUCAAAGAGAUAUAAAACCUCAUAUUAAUCAAUACAUUGAAAAAGCUUAGUUUCCUACUUUUGUAAGAUAAAAAUUAAAAGAAUUUGGCUUGUUCAAAUUAUUUGUGGGGCCUCCCUUUGGGGAAGGAAGGAGAACAAGACUAAUUGGAAUUUUAAUAUCUGAAAUGGCUAUGAUAGACUCAGGUUUGUCUCUUUUCAUGCUUGUAUAAUGGUCUGUUUUAAUGACAACAAUUGAAUGGUUUGGAUCAGAAGCUCAAAAAUAAUUAUAUUUGCCUAAAUUAAUUGAUUGCGAUUAAAUUGGAGGCUGGGCAUUAACAGAACCUAAUUACGGAUCCGAUGCUUCAGGUUUAGAAUCAAAUGUGAAAGAAAUUGAUGGUGGAUUUAUACUUAAUGGAACUAAGAGAUGGAUUGGGAAUGGAAAUGGAGAUAUUGUUGUAGUAUGGGCUAAGAAUUAAACAACAAAACAAAUUGAAGGUUUUAUAGUUGAGCUAACUUAAAAAGGAGUAACUAGAUAAGUUAUUGAGCAUAAAUUAGCUGUGAGAAUGGUUCAAAAUUAUCAUCUAACUUUUGAAAAUGUAUUUAUUCCAGUCAAUAUGAAAUUACCUUUAGCUACGAGCUUUUAAGAAUCAACAAAUAAGAUUUUAAAACAUUCAAGAAUUGUUGCUGUUUGGAUAUCCUCCGGUAUAGCAAGAGGUGUUUGUGAGAGAGCCUUACAAUAUAUUGAGCCCAAGUAGAAACCUAAAAAAAAAGUUUUAAGUAUGAUAUCAAAUACACAAAGUGUUCUAUUAAUGGCAUGGAGAGUAUCUGAGCUAUAUGAUAGUAAACAGCUAACAUUAGGCUAGGUUGCUUUAGCUAAAUCAUAUGCUACAACCAGAACAAGGGAAAUAUGCACUCAAGCAAAAGAUUUAUUGGAGGGUGCUGGUAUUUAUGAAGAUGACUAUAUUUUGAAAGCUAUGCUUGAUAUUGAAGCAACACAUACAUAUGAAGGCACUUAUGAUAUUAAUGCCUUAGUAGCUGGUAGAGAAUUAACCGGAUUAUCAGCUUUUAAAGCUAGAAAUAACAAAUAAUGA